AUGUUCUGGGGCGACAACUUCCGGUAUUUAUUGCAGCUUGACCUUUUAGAAAGAAAUAACCUGCCAAAAUGUAUCAAUAGGCUCGUUCCUCUUAUGGUCAGGGCUUAUGCUAAAGAUAUAAAAUUUGGUGCUGAUGCCCGUGCCCUCAUGCUUCAGGGUGUGGACACUCUGGCUGAUGCAGUGGCUGUUACCAUGGGACCAAAGGGCCGAAAUGUUAUCAUCGAACAGAGUUGGGGCAGUCCCAAGAUCACCAAAGAUGGGGUUACAGUAGCCAAGGCAAUUGAACUGAAAGAUAAAUACAUGAAUGUUGGUGCCAAACUGGUGCAGGAUGUUGCCAACAAUACCAAUGAAGAGGCUGGAGAUGGUACAACAACUGCAACAGUGUUGGCCCGUUCCAUUGCCAAGGAAGGAUUUGACAAAAUCAGCCGUGGUGCUAAUCCAACAGAAAUUCGACAGGGAGUUAUGAUAGCAGUUGAUACUGUGGUGAACACCCUGAAGUUGAUGUCUAAGCAAGUUACAACCCCAGAAGAAAUUGCCCAGGUGGCGACUAUUUCUGCUAAUGGUGAUAAAUCAAUUGGAGAAAUCAUUUCUGAUGCCAUGAAGAAAGUAGGACGUGAUGGUGUCAUAACAGUUAAGGAUGGUAAAACUUUAAAGGAUGAAUUGGAAACUAUUGAGGGAAUGAAAUUUGACAGAGGAUACAUUUCACCUUAUUUCAUCAACUCUGCCAAAGGUGCCAAGUGUGAAUUUCAAGAUGCAUUUGUACUUUUAUGUGAAAAGAAAAUUUCCAACAUUCAGUCAAUCAUUCCAGCUUUAGAAUUGGCUAAUUCCCAGCGGAAACCUCUUCUCAUUAUUGCAGAAGAUAUUGAUGGAGAGGCUCUCAGUACACUUGUACUCAACCGAUUAAAAGUUGGUCUUCAAGUUUGUGCAGUGAAAGCUCCAGGUUUUGGAGAUAAUCGUAAAAACUCGUUACAUGAUAUGGCCAUUGCUACUGGUGGUGUGGUAUUUGGCGAUGAAGGAGACCUCAAUAAAUUGGAAGAUGUGCAGCUUCAUGACUUAGGGGUUGUUGCUGAAGCUAUUAUCACAAAAGAUGAUUCCCUUCUGAUGAGAGGCAAAGGUGACAAGGCUGAAGUUGAACGUCGAAUUUCUGCCAUCAAAGAUGAGAUUGAAUUGAGCACAUCAGAUUAUGAGAAAGAAAAACUGAGUGAACGAAUGGCCAAAUUGUCCAAUGGGGUUGCUGUCCUUAAGGUUGGUGGAACAAGUGAAGUUGAAGUGAAUGAGAAGAAAGAUCGUAUAAAUGAUGCCCUGAAUGCUACCAAAGCAGCUGUGGAGGAGGGUAUUGUUGCUGGUGGUGGUACUGCAUUGCUGAGGUGUAUAGCUACUCUGGAUAAGCUCAAAGCAGCCAAUGAAGACCAUAAAAUAGGUAUAGACAUUGUACGGAAAGCACUAAGGGUGCCCUGUAUGACAAUUGCCAAAAAUGCAGGUAUUGACCCCCAUGAAGUACUCGAAAAGGUUUCUGCUGCAUCAGGCGACACAGGCUACGAUGCACUCACUGGCGACUAUUGUAAUCUUAUAGAAAAAGGCAUCAUUGACCCAACAAAGGUUGUUCGAACUGCUUUAGUUGAUGCUGCUGGUGUUGCAUCUCUGUUGACGACAGCUGAAUCAGUUGUGACAGAACUUCCGAAAGAGGACCCACCAGCCAUGGGUGGUGGUAUGGGUGGAGGUGGAAUGGGAGCUCUCUCUCUCUCUUUCUCUCUCUCUCUUUCUCUCUCUCUUUCUCUCACUCUCUCUUUCUCUUUCAGAAAUCUAUCUAUCUAUCUAUCUAUCUAUCUAUCUAUCUAUCUGACAUCACAGUUAUCUAUCUAUCUAUCUAUCUAUCUAUCUAUCUAUCUAUCUAAUUCUAUUCAUUUCAAUCUUUCAACGAAGCUUUAG
Messenger RNA from Acanthosepion pharaonis, 1929 nucleotides. Lineage: Eukaryota; Metazoa; Mollusca; Cephalopoda; Sepiida; Sepiidae. The record is from the annotation of a GenBank genome assembly.